ACGGGCCCGUUGACUAGCAGUAGCACGCCCCCAGAUAGGUUUGCCUCGCGCGAGAGGCGAGACACCGGCCCCCAACUUCCGAAAAAACUUCAGAGGUCGUGGAAAUGGCGGCGGCGGAGAAGCCCGCGGCGGUGCGGCAAGCGGAGGAGCUGGUGGAGAGGGAGAUGGGCGGGCGCGACGCCUCCCACGACGCCGCGCACGCGCUCCGCGUCCGGGACCUCGCGCUCUCGCUCGCAGCCGAAGAGGGCCUCUCCGCCCCCAGCCGCCUCCUCACCGUGGAACUGGCCUCUCUCCUGCACGACGUUGGAGAUUACAAGUAUACCAAGAACAAUGUGGAGGACAUGAGCGUCGUGGAGACGUUUCUUCAAGAGGUAGGAUUGGAUGAAGCCCAGAAGGAUGAAAUAGUGGCGAUUAUUAAGGGGAUGGGGUUCAAAAAUGAAGUUUCGAAUAAAUCUAUUGUUGAUCCCACCCUUGAGUUUGCAAUUGUACAAGACGCAGAUCGCCUGGAUGCAAUUGGAGCAAUUGGUAUUGCAAGGUGCUUUACAUAUGGUGGGAGCAAGAACAGCGCAUUGCAUGAUCCUCGAAUUCUGCCACGUGAUAACUUGUCAAAGGAAAAGUACAUGUCCAAGGAAGAGAAGCAGACAUCAAUCAAUCAUUUUCAUGAGAAGCUUUUUAAACUGAAGGACAUGAUGAAGACAGAGGCUGGGAAAAGGAGAGCUGAGAAAAGGCAUAGGUUCAUGGAGGACUUUGUGGCUGAAUUCUACGAAGAGUGGAGUGGCAGGGCUUGAGGUUGAACUACCAGGUUUUAAACUUGUGUGAGAGUGUGCAGUUGGCCAACCAUUUCUCAACAGCUGAUGAUGAUGUUGUCGACCUGGCAUAUUUUCUGUUGAUGAAGCCAGGCAAAUAUACAAUGCAAAGCCUAUUAGAUUGGCUGAACAAUCAUACGGCCCCGUGUUAAGCAGUCAACCCACUAGCACUCGUGGUUGACGCUGGGAGCUGGAGUACUUUGCCAAAUCCAACUUGGUCGUAGAUAGCACCGAGUUCAGUUGAUUUAUGGCAAAUCUAUUCAAACAGAUGCCAUGGCAUCUUGUUGCUGUUGUACUGCAAUAAUACUGCUACAAUAUACCGGUUACAUCACCCCAAGGUCUAA
This is a messenger RNA of Sorghum bicolor (sorghum), 1150 nucleotides long. RefSeq lists its product as uncharacterized. The transcript has 7 exons. NCBI's taxonomy places the organism in Eukaryota, Viridiplantae, Streptophyta, Magnoliopsida, Poales, Poaceae. The coding region runs from base 105 to 788 and encodes 227 amino acids. The record is from RefSeq and is a predicted model, not a curated record.